UUCCACAUGCCCUACAUGGGGUUCGUGGAGGACAUCUACGUGCAUUCGGACGAGCCGAGGGGCCUGAUGAGGCUGUCGUACUAUUCAGGUGCCGACGUGUUCCUGAUCAACACGACGGGACGGUCGUACGAGCUCGUGCCCGUGGCGGAGCGCGAGUCCUGCCUGGUGACCCAGGACGUGCGUCACGUCGAGCUCGUGGUCCCCGACCUGGACCUCUUCGUGAAGAAGGGCACCCACCGGGAGGUGGCCCUGCUGGACGCCAAUGGAGUCGAGUCCACGGGCUUCGAGUUCACUCUGAACCUCAGCAGCGUGACCCUCUCCGACGACGGGCAGUGGGAUCACUACCAGCCUGUCAGCGGCUUCGAGGGCGUGUACAAGCUCUUCGUGAACGCGAGCGCAGGGGGCGCGCCGCUGAACGUGAGCUUCAUCGGCCACAACGCCUUCUUCGUGCAGUCUCACGCCGACCACUACCAGAUAAUCUACAAGCACUUCCUUCUCCGACCAGAAGGCAUCGACGAGCUCAACUUCAUGCCGCCGCAG
Messenger RNA from Prorocentrum cordatum, 540 nucleotides. NCBI's taxonomy places the organism in Eukaryota, Dinophyceae, Prorocentrales, Prorocentraceae. The record is from the annotation of a GenBank genome assembly.